AUGGAGGUGUACCUGGAGGAGGACUGUACACUGACGUUAUCGCAGCUAGCAGACAAAGUUUUUGAGCGUUUCGGUGUCAAACUCUCGACGUCUACCGAGCCAUCUACUUGUAAUAACGACACAAAUAAGGUGAAACGCUUCCGUUUCGCAAAAGCGUUGAUCGAACAUCAAGAUGACGGCGACUACAUCGUCUGUUUUGACGAAACAAACUCUAACGUGUUCUGCAUGCGCUCACUGGGACGUGCUACGAAAUGGAAACGAGUGGUAGUUAAGACAUCUCGCUCCAAGGGCAAGAACCUCCAGAUUUAA
Phytophthora nicotianae INRA-310 is the source of this 309-nucleotide messenger RNA. RefSeq lists its product as hypothetical. The record is from RefSeq and is a predicted model, not a curated record. Bases 1 to 309 code for a protein of 102 amino acids. Lineage: Eukaryota; Oomycota; Peronosporomycetes; Peronosporales; Peronosporaceae. The transcript has 2 exons.